AUGAACUUUUAAUUAGCAUAUUCUUAAGGAUUUUUGGAAAUACUUUUCCUUAUAUUAAAUCCUUCCUAUAAAUUAGUUUUAUAUAGAUGCUUAAUGCUAUAUUUUGCUUAUAAAACUGAUCACUAAUUUUACAGACAUAAUUAGAUUGAAAAUAGUAAUAAGAAAAAAAAGUUCAAUUUAGAAAUUUAAUAAAUACUCAUAACAUUUUGCUUUUUUGUUAUGUAUCCUUCACCACACAUUAUUUUGAAGGAAUUUAUAUGCAUACUAUUCAUGCAUUAAUUAGUCUAAUUAUAUCCUAAAAAAUUAACAUUUUGUGAAUCGUAUGCAUUAUCUCAAUAUAUAAUUGAAUACUAUUAAUUUAAUGGAUAGGAUAUGUUUGAGUAUUUAUCAGAACUAGUUUUAAUGUUGUCAGUUUUAUCCUUUAUAUUGAUUGUCCUCAUACAUUAAAUACCAAUAAAAGAACUUGCAUUUGCAUUUACAUUUAUUGCUAUUUUUAAAAUAAACUUUUUUUCUAUUUACUAUUAUCUUUAAUAUAGAGGACAUAGUUUGGCAAUUUUAAUAAAUGAAAUUGUAACUUAUGAAUUUGGUAAAUACUUUUUAUUAUAAUUUCUUGCAUUAAUGUUAGUAAUCCCAAUAAGUUAUCUAAAUUUGAAAAAAAUAAUAUAAAGAAAGCUUUUUCAUUUUUAGAUUUUUUUCAUUGUUUUAUUAGGAACAUAAUUGAAUAUAAAUUAUACAAAGUUGGCUUUAGCAGUAUUUAUUUGGUUUUUUAUUGUUUUUGAAGGAAUGAGAUAGUAUUAUGGAAAUAAUAUUGAGAUUUUAAAGAAAUAUUCUUAAUUUUUAUUAUCCUUUUGUGACAAAAGAGAUUCAGAAGAAUUAAUAAUAACAUAAAUAUAUUUAUUAAUAGGUGUAUCACAUUCGGUAUUUUUUAGCAAUACAAACAAAUUUAUUGGGUAUUAUUUAUAUAUUAUUUAAGGAUAAUAAUAUUAGGAAUUGGAGAUUCUUUUGCUGCUAUAAUUGGAUCUUAAUUAGGGAAAUUAAAAUAUCCAAACUAAAGAUCAGUUGAAGGAACAAUUAGUUUUUUAUUUGGAUGUUCUGUUGCAAAUUAUUUCUUAAAUGAAAAUCUGUAAUUUUGGAUAAUAGCAGCAGCAAUAGAAGCUUAUACAGCUUAAAUUGAUAAUUUGAUUUUACCAAAAAUUUAGCUUAACUAAAUUGUCUAAAUGAUUUAAUUAUGAAG
Molecule: messenger RNA, 1234 nt
Organism: Paramecium sonneborni
Lineage: Eukaryota; Ciliophora; Oligohymenophorea; Peniculida; Parameciidae
Source: the annotation of a GenBank genome assembly